AUGGAUCAUCUGAGAACUACAGCUAUAAUUGUCGGCGGUGGCCCAGUUGGCCUUACUGCAGCAUUGGCUCUCACACGGGCAAGCAUUGACUUCAUCCUCCUGGAGCGACGAAAGGAAGUUGUCGUUGAAGAGGGGUCUGACAUGACCAUCCUGCCAAUGACCAUGCGCGCUAUUGAUGAGAUGAAUCUUUCGGAGCCAUUAUCGAAGAUUUGGAACCCAGUCUCAGGAAUUUCACGAAUUGAUCAUAACGGUCGAGGCAUUGGUGAAUUCCGGGUAUUUCAAUACCUACGAGAAAGCACUGGACAUUAUCCUUAUGUUCUGAGCCGGAAAAACCUGCUCAACACGCUAUAUCAAGCCUUGCCGAAGGAUGCCCAGAGUCGGAUUUUCACCAGCAAAACCAUCACUGGCAUUCAUAACUCGCCGGACAGGGUCACAGUCUCUUGCACUGAUGGCACAAUGUACUCCGGGAAAUUUGUCAUCGGAGCCGAUGGUGCUUACAGCGCGGUCCGGACACAUAUGCGAAGCUUAGCACUCGACGCGGGAGUUCUCAAUGUCAAUGAAGUCAACCCGUUCACCACAACCUACCAAGCCCUGUGGAUCCGCUUUCCGACCGAAAGACUGCCAAGUUGCAAGCCAGGCUCAGCGACCGAGACUCACGGGUCCGGGAUCGCGACUCAGCUCUUCGUGGGUGAAAAGACAGCAACAGCCGGUAUUUACAGAAAACUGCCCAGACCUACGCGCACAUCGACGCGCUACACCGAGAAGGAUGAAGCAGCCCUCGUCAAGGACUAUGGGCACUUGCCGCUUCUGCAGAGGACUGGAAGCGAUACUCCCGUCUGUCUGAAAGACGCCUACGAAGCGCGCCUGGGGUCCGGAUUAGUUGACCUAGAAGAAGGUGUUCUCCAACACUGGUCCUGGAAUGGCCGGAUUGUUCUCGUCGGAGACGCAGCCCACAAAUUCACGCCCAGCACGGGAUCUGGUGUCAACUUUGGGAUGAUAGACACUGUCGUCUUGGUCAAUCAUCUCCACACUCUCUCGAAAGCCCAUCGCGAAGGAGAAAGCGCAUGGGACACUAGAUCGCUCUCUCAAGCUUUCGAAAUGUACCAGCAGGAACGUUAUGAGGAUGUGAAAGCCGGCUGUCAGCAGUCAAGUGGCGCCACAGCCACGGCUACAUGGUCAAACGUGGGCUUGAUGCUUCUUGAUCAAUAUUUACUGCCGACUCGCGUCAUGCAAUGGCUUCUUGGAAUGCGGAUUGCGAUGCAGACUAGAAGCAAGGAGGCUGUGGGUUUUAGAUUUUAA
Molecule: messenger RNA, 1299 nt
Organism: Colletotrichum gloeosporioides
Lineage: Eukaryota; Fungi; Ascomycota; Sordariomycetes; Glomerellales; Glomerellaceae
Product: FAD-dependent monooxygenase sdnN
Exons: 2
Coding region: 1-1299 (432 amino acids)
Molecular function (GO): FAD binding
Source: RefSeq, a predicted model, not a curated record